Molecule: messenger RNA, 2128 nt
Organism: Mustela lutreola (European mink)
Lineage: Eukaryota; Metazoa; Chordata; Mammalia; Carnivora; Mustelidae
Gene: MCOLN1
Product: mucolipin TRP cation channel 1
Exons: 14
Coding region: 127-1971 (614 amino acids)
Cellular component (GO): lysosomal membrane; plasma membrane
Molecular function (GO): NAADP-sensitive calcium-release channel activity
Source: RefSeq, a predicted model, not a curated record
CACGUGAUCGCGGCGGGCGUCAGCUGACCCGAGAGGGUUUGAAGCGGCACCGCGAGGGAGCGAGGCCGCAGCAGCAGGGGCGGCGGGCGCUGGGACCCCGGCUGUCCCGCCGCGCCCCGCCCCGGCAUGGCAGCCCCCGUGGGCCGGCGGGGCUCAGAGACCGAGCGGCUCCUGAGCCCCAGUCCUGGGUAUGGCACCCGCGCCGGGGCUUCCCCCACCCCUCCGGAAGAGGAGGACCUCCGCCGCCGGCUCAAGUACUUCUUCAUGAGUCCCUGUGACAAAUUUCGGGCCAAAGGCCGCAAGCCCUUCAAGCUCAUGCUGCAAGUCGUGAAGAUAUUGGUGGUCACCGUGCAGCUCAUCCUGUUCGGGCUCAGCAACCAGCUGGCAGUGACGUUUCGGGAGGAGAACACCAUUGCCUUCCGCCACCUCUUCCUGCUGGGCUACUCGGAUGGGGCAGACGACACUUUCGCGGCCUACACGCGGGAGCAGCUCUACCAGGCCAUCUUCCACGCUGUGGACCAGUACCUCCUGCUCCCUGAUGUGUCGCUUGGCCGGUAUGCCUACGUGCGAGGCGGGGGUGGCCCCUGGGCCAACGGCUCGGCCCUGGCCCUCUGCCAGCAGUACUACCACCGAGGCCACGUGGACCCAGCCAACGACACCUUUGACAUCGAUCCCAUGGUUGUCACUGACUGCAUCCGGGUGGACCCCCCCGAGAGACCCCUUGUGCCCCCCAGUGAUGAUCUCUCCCUCUCGGACGGCAGCGCCAGUUACAAGAACCUCACGCUCAAAUUUCACAAGUACUGCCUGAUGGAGGGGGCCUCCAGGGCUGGGCCGAGGGUUGGGGGCCAGGCAUCCUUGGCCGCCCCACCACGGGCGGGGACAGAGGAAAACCAUGCUGAUGCCUCUGUGCUGAUCAACGUCACCAUCCACUUCCAGCUGAAGACCAUCAAUCUCCAGAGCCUGAUCAACAAUGAAAUUCCCGACUGCUACACCUUCAGUGUCCUGAUCACUUUUGACAAUAAGGCGCACAGUGGGCGUAUCCCCAUCAGCCUGGAGACACAGGCCCAUAUCCAGGAGUGUAAGCAUCCCAGCGUCUUCAGGCAUGGAGACAACAGCUUCCGGCUCCUGUUCGACGUGGUCGUGAUUCUCACCUGUUCCUUCUCCUUCCUGCUGUGCGCCCGCUCGCUGCUCCGUGGCUUUCUGCUGCAGAAUGAGUUUGUUGGGUUCAUGUGGCGGCAGCGGGGACGGGUCAUCAGCCUCUGGGAUCGGCUGGAAUUUGUCAACGGCUGGUACAUCCUGCUGGUCACCAGCGACGUGCUCACCAUCUCGGGCACCAUCAUGAAGAUCGGCAUAGAAGCCAAGAACCUGGCAAGCUACGACGUCUGCAGCAUUCUCCUGGGCACCUCCACGCUGCUCGUCUGGGUCGGCGUCAUCCGCUAUCUGACCUUCUUCCAUAAGUACAACAUUCUCAUUGCCACGCUGCGGGUGGCCCUGCCCAGCGUCAUGCGUUUCUGCUGCUGUGUGGCUGUCAUCUACCUGGGCUAUUGCUUCUGUGGCUGGAUCGUGCUGGGGCCCUACCAUGUGAAGUUCCGCUCGCUGUCCAUGGUGUCGGAGUGCCUGUUCUCGCUCAUCAACGGGGACGACAUGUUCGUGACGUUCGCCGCGAUGCAGGCUCAGCAGGGCCGCAGCAGCCUCGUCUGGCUCUUCUCCCAGCUCUACCUCUACUCCUUCAUCAGCCUCUUCAUCUACAUGGUGCUUAGCCUCUUCAUCGCGCUCAUCACUGGCGCCUACGACACCAUCAAGCACCCCGGAGGGGCUGGCGCGGAGGAGAGCGAGCUCCAGGCCUACAUCGCGCAGUGCCAGGACAGCCCCACCUCCGGCAAGUUCCGCCGCGGGAGCGGCUCCGCCUGCAGCCUCCUCUGCUGCUGCGGCAGGGACGCCUCGGAGGAGCAUUCGCUGCUGGUGAAUUGAGUCGGAGCCGCUACUGCUACUGGACACUAGCCCUCCGACUGCGGAGACUCACGCUUAUUUAUUUGUAGGGUUUGCUUUUAAGGACCGGUUCCCUCCAGCGCCCUGAGGACCUGGGCCAGUCGGGUCGGACGCGGGUGGGGACGGGAGGGGUGGGUGU